Molecule: messenger RNA, 1985 nt
Organism: Tympanuchus pallidicinctus (lesser prairie-chicken)
Lineage: Eukaryota; Metazoa; Chordata; Aves; Galliformes; Phasianidae
Gene: CERS3
Product: ceramide synthase 3
Exons: 11
Coding region: 76-1221 (381 amino acids)
Biological process (GO): ceramide biosynthetic process
Cellular component (GO): membrane
Molecular function (GO): sphingosine N-acyltransferase activity; DNA binding
Source: RefSeq, a predicted model, not a curated record
GAACUUUUGUUGGAACAUUAUGUUUAAAAUCAAGAGAAAUUCCAACAAAUUCUUACUUCCUUUACACGUUUCAUCAUGGCGCAUAUAUUAAAGACGCUCAACAGCUGGUUCUGGUGGGAGAAUAUUUGGAUGCCAAUCAAUUGCACAUGGGCAGAUUUCGUAGACCGCGAUGGCCUCGUCUUUCCAAAGCCACAACAGUUGUAUGCCACAAUACCGUAUGCUUUUGUAUUGCUGAUUAUCCGGUUCUUCACUGAAAGAUACGUUGCUAUUCCUCUAGCAAAAGCCUUAGGUAUAAAGAAUGUGAGACGUGUGAAGCCGCAGCCUAAUCCUGUUUUAGAGAGUUAUUUCCGGGAGUGCUCAAGACAUCCAUCUCAAUCAGAGAUUCAAGGCCUUGCCAAAAAGUGCAACUGCACAGUCCAUCUGGUGGAAAAGUGGUUUAGGAGACGGCGAAACCUUGAGAUCCCAACGGUGCUUCGGAAAUUCCAGGAAGCUUUCUGGAGAUUUUCAUUCUAUUUUGCAUCCUCCAUUGCUGGAUUUAUAUUUCUGUAUGAUAAGCCUUGGUUGUAUGACAUAUGGCAGACGUGGGUUGGCUAUCCAUUUCAGACUAUGCUGCCAUCUCAAUAUUGGUACUACAUGGCUGAGAUUAGUUUCUACUGGUCUCUCUUAUUUACACUUGGGAUUGAUACCAAAAGGAAGGAUUUUUUGGCUCACGUCGUUCAUCACUUUGCAGCCAUUGGGUUGAUGAGUUGCUCUUGGUGUGGCAAUUACUUGCGUAUUGGAACACUGGUGAUGUUUGUGCAUGAUACUGCAGAUUUCUGGCUUGAGGCAGCCAAAAUGUUUAAUUAUGCUCGCUGGGAGAAAACCUGCAAUAUGCUUUUUUUCAUCUUUUCUAUCGCAUUCUUCAUCACAAGAAUCAUCCUGUUCCCCUUCUGGAUUCUGCGUGCCACGUUGUAUCAACCUACAUUCUACUCCACCACUCCAGUCAUAGCAUAUUUCUUAUUCAAUGGGCUGCUAUUGACCCUUCAAGGCUUACAUUUAUAUUGGGGUUACUUGAUCUUCAAGAUUUUGAAAAGGUUCAUUUUCUUAAAGGACUUGAAAGAUGACCGGAGUGAUGAAGAGGAAGAAGAUUCUGUAACGGAUAAUGAAGAGGAGUCCACAAAGAACGGCAAUAAGAAUGGCUGUGGGUCAGGCAAACAUCUCCUUACCAGCAGUCACCACUAGCCCCCUCGUGCCUCACCUCCUGCAGCGAUUGCUACUCUGUUUUUAACCCAACUUAUGGGAUAAAACCUAAGUCAACACACUUAGGAGACACUGAUUGAUUUAUUGUUGGCUACUGGGCCUGGAAAAAAGCCCAGUAAACGGGGAGGGGAAAAUUGCAUAAGAUGACAAAAUGUGUUAAUGACCCACUUUCUGAAUCAUUGCUUAGCAUUUGAAAAGGUGCUUGGACACAGACUGCUCCACUCUCACAGUGCUCUACAAGGUGGAAGUGUCAGAUCGUUUAGUGUCCCAUUGAUUUUAACUGUUUUUCAGUCUGAUCAUCAAUUUCAUCAAGCAGUUUCAUUCAUAGGUGCUUCAUGGGAGGUACCUAGUGUGAACUCCAUCAGGAGACAGAGUUACUCGAUGCGGGGAAAAAUGACAGUGGUGUAGGUUGACUAAUGUUGUAUCUUUACUUUUCAGUUUAAAAUCUCAUUAAAAUGGCUAUUUUUUACGAGUUUGAUCUUGUUUUGAUCUUGAUGGAAGCUAGUGUGGAGGAAUUCAAGCAAUUUGCUUCCAAAGAGUUUGCUUUACUGUACAAGCCUGGUUUAUCUCUAGAGCCUGCUGUAUGUAGUUCAAAUACUGUAUGAAGAGAUGUUUUGAAACGUACCAGUGAAGAAAAUCACACAGCAGUUCUCCCCGGAGCUCCAGGUUUCACAAAUGUCUUUCAUCACAGCUAUCCUGGAUGUUAGAACAGAAGGAGCAGUGAAUGAAAAUUGGGUCUUCUCACA